UCAUCUGUACAGGCAUCAGUCACUUCAACAAUGUUCAAGUUUGUAGUAUUGUCCGCUCUUGUGUGCGCCGCUGUGGCUGAGCCCGGCGUGUUCCUGGCGCCCAGCACCUACGCGGCGACACUCCAGGCACCCGUCACCAGCACCUACGUGCAGCACGCCAGCACCGUCUAUCCCGCGGCCGUGCCCAGCCUGUACUCCGGCCUGGCCUACCCGCACUUCAUCAAAAAGCGUGAGGCGCAGUUCUACAACGGAUACAUUAACGGAGCCUACGUCGCGCCCACAGCCCUAGCUACCCCGUACGCGUCCACUCUCGUUGCGCCCGCCGGCCUUGCGGCGUACUCGCCUGCUGUGCUGCCCUACGCUGCGCCUGCACACUUCAUCAAGAAGCGUUCCGCCUCCCCCUCCCCCGCGCUGAUCGCCUCCUCCACCUACGUCGCUCCCGCACCCAUCGCCUCCACAUACAUCACCUCCGCUCCCCUCGCUGCCACUUACUCUGCACCCUUCUACUCCAGUGCUGCCUACUAUCCUUACACCUACAACGCUGGAUUCCCAUUCAUCAAGAAGUAAGAUGUUAACCUUCUGAAGAAGUCUCGGAGUGUAGUUUCUCACAUCAAUUGAAAACUCAAGAUGAUUUAUCUUGAUAUUCAUCAAUUUAAUUAAAAACUGUAUGUGAGA
Molecule: messenger RNA, 675 nt
Organism: Papilio polytes (common Mormon)
Lineage: Eukaryota; Metazoa; Arthropoda; Insecta; Lepidoptera; Papilionidae
Product: vitelline membrane protein Vm26Ab-like
Exons: 1
Coding region: 31-567 (178 amino acids)
Source: RefSeq, a predicted model, not a curated record